Molecule: messenger RNA, 213 nt
Organism: Microthlaspi erraticum
Lineage: Eukaryota; Viridiplantae; Streptophyta; Magnoliopsida; Brassicales; Brassicaceae
Source: the annotation of a GenBank genome assembly
AUGGGUCUUGUACUACGGUUUGUCAAAGAUCAGUUUGUUCAAUUCCAGGUUAAAAUGGGAGAUAUUAAUCAUGACGAUGACAUGAACAUUGAGAUGUGGAAGAUCAAGAGAAUGAUCAAAUCCCUUGAAGCAGCUAGGGGAAACGGAACCAACAUGAUGUCAAUCAUCAUGCCUCCUCGUGAUCAAGUCAAGUCUCUGGUGUUACCAAGAUGA